AGGCGGGUCAGAUGAAAUGUACCGUGCUUGGACCGAAAUCGAUUUGUUCUUGGACUCAGUGCCUCGCUGGCUGAAGAUGGAAGCGUGACUGCUUCUAUUUAUAGAUCAUCGUAGUACUACUAGUAUACAUAGAUCAAGGCAUAGAUCGUACUCGUAGUACUUGUAGUUAUAGAUAGUACCAGUACGAUAAUAGUUAAACAAAUUGCUGCCGGACGCUGCUAGCAGAAGACAUUUAUUUUACAUAUCAUAAGAUGAAACACAGAAAUGCGAGUCUCUGUAAGUGUUGAUGCCUACUGCCUAGGGAAAAACGUAUCAUGAUAAGAAACACAUAACAAACUGUAUCUGUAAGUGUUGAUGCCUACUAGCUAGUAGGUAGAUGAGGCUGAACCAUAACACGGAGGAAUGACUCAUGACCAAUUAUUCCCUUAUAAGAAUUAUACGCAAGAAAUCCACAACGACGACCGUAGUUUUUUUGGUAGAAUAUAUAGCUACCUUCAGAACAGGUAAAUGAAUGAAUGAAUACAAGAACUGAACAAUAUUAGUAUUUAUAGUAUUAGCAAUUCCCAGAAAUCUCUUAAGGAGCUCCCUUAAGGCGCUUCCUUAAGGAGAUCAGUUUCCUUAAGGAAUUUUUAUUAUAAAAAGUUACUAUAACUUUCCUUAAGAGCAAAAAACUCCCUUAAGGAGGUCCCUUAAGG
Amoebophrya sp. A25 is the source of this 695-nucleotide messenger RNA. The record is from the annotation of a GenBank genome assembly. Lineage: Eukaryota; Dinophyceae; Syndiniales; Amoebophryaceae.